AUGAAGCCUCAAAUCCUCCUGAUUUCUUCGUUCGUUUCCAUUGUCACUGCUAACUGGGCAAAAAACAUUAAUUACCGCUCACCUUCUGAGCACCACCCAGCACUUGGCAUUUCAAUUCACAAAGUCGUCAAGCGCAACAAUUUUCAGAGCCCCUGGGACCCGGCGAAAUUGAACUUUACCCAUGGUAUUGCUUCAGGCGACCCGUAUCCCAAUAGCGUUAUUUUAUGGACUCGAGUCGGGCCGUCCAGCGACAAUGAUAAAUCGAACGUGACAGUCUCCAACUAUGCACCAAUGUACAACCAUGACACUGAGGAAUAUGUGUCCGUCUCGCAGGCUCCGAUUUGUGUCGAGUAUAAAGUCGCUUUAGAUAAGAAUCUUGGACAUGUCGUAGAUUCGGGGAAGAUAUAUACCAGCUCUGAUAUCGACUACACCGUGAAGGUAGAAGCGAUCAAUCUCAAACCUUUCACCACCUACUACUACCAGUUCAGCGUUUGCAGCUCGAACAACAAGAGUCCUUUGGGGAGGACUAAAACAGCGCCUCAUGCUGAUGACGAUGUUACCAAGGUUGGACUCGCCGUGUACUCUUGCUCGAAUUACCCAUUCGGCUUCUUCAAUGCUUACGGCAAUCCCGUCCGAAAGGACUCUGUCGAUUAUGUGAUCCACCUUGGAGACUAUAUUUAUGAGUACAAAAAUGGCGACUACGGCUGGGGUCAAAGCAUUGGCCGUAUUCCUCUACCUGAUAGGACAAUCCUCACUCUUUACGACUAUAGGAAGAGGCUUGCCACCUACCGUACAGACCUCGACCUCCUUGCUAGCCAUCAGCAAUUUCCCUGGAUACCUGUCUGGGAUGACCACGAAGUCGCAGAUAACACAUACCGAGAUGGAGAAUCCCACCUGAACAACACCGAGGAUUCCUUCGUCACUGAAGGCGGUAUGGCUGUUGAACAACGCAAGAUGAACGCAGUUCGUGCGUACUUUGAAUGGAUGCCGAUUCGUCAAGUCGAGAUGGAUGACAACCUCCGAAUCUGGCGUUCUUUCAGCAUUGGCAAACUCUUCGACCUGAUUAUGCUCGAUACACGCCAAUAUGAUCGCUCUAUCACUGAUUUAUACUGGAAUACGGAUUACGUUCAUAUCAUCUCGCAAGACGCGGGCCGCACACUCAUGGGCUCACGCCAGGAGAACUGGUUCUACAACCAACUCACGCAUUCCGCGAAACGCGGCGCCACAUGGCGCAUUAUUGGCUCUCAAAUAGUGUUCAGCCGCAUCAACGAAUCCCUCGCAUUAGGCAACCAGAAUCCACUCAACUACGACUCCUGGGACGGCUACCAAGCGAACCGAAACCGCACCCUUUCCCAUCUCUACAACAACAACAUCGGAAACAACGUCUUCCUCGCGGGAGAUAGUCACGCCUCCUGGGUCAGCGACCUGGUCUGGCUGGGCGAGAAAUCCUACAAUAAAGAAACAGGGGAGGGAAGCAUCGGCGUUGAAUUCGCCGGCUCCGCUGUCACAUCUCCCUGUCCAUACGGAGCUAAUAUCUCUCUUGCAACCGCAAACAACUACUCCACCUGGCUACAAACCGCAAACGAUGAGCUGCAAUGGCAAGAUCUGUACUAUCGCGGCUACUACGAACUCCACAUUAGCCCGAAGGAACUAACGGCGAACUACUUUGGUUUGCCGACCGUAGUGAGUAGGAAUGGGUGGGAAAUCCCGAUUGCGAAUUUCACAGUUAAGGCAGGGGGGAACAGGCUACAGAGGCCGGUUGCAGGAGGUGUGGUGGAGAGCGGGAGUUUGAAGGGGGGGAAGGUGGUCGAAAGCAAUAGAACAGUGGAUACGGGGAAUGGGACGUGGUUCGUGAGUAACGCAAAUUUGGCCGUAUUGUAGGUUAGGGUUGGAAUGAGAGAUGCGAU
Molecule: messenger RNA, 1907 nt
Organism: Lindgomyces ingoldianus
Lineage: Eukaryota; Fungi; Ascomycota; Dothideomycetes; Pleosporales; Lindgomycetaceae
Product: phosphodiesterase/alkaline phosphatase D precursor
Exons: 5
Coding region: 1-1881 (626 amino acids)
Source: RefSeq, a predicted model, not a curated record